AUGCCACCCAAGAAGCUAAACCAACAAGCCCCUUCCUCAGUCCCCGACGUAGACGAGCUGAAGAGCAUAGCCGCCAAAUCCGACAGUCCAGAAGAUAAACUCAAAGAAGCCGCCGCGAGCGCCGAGUCCGCCCUCGCCUCCGCCAAAACCGCCUCGUCGCUACGUGCCGCCGCCGAAACCAUCAAAGACCCUGAGAAACGGAACAAAUACCUACAAGAUGCGUACAACAAGGAGAUUGAAGCGCAUGGAAACUCGAAGAAGGCGCGCGUACUCAGUUCAGGCGCAUUCCAGGGUAGUGUAGGGGGUGGUGGGAUUGGUAUGGCUGUGGGCGCGGGACUGGGCACGCUGGUGGGGACUGUGGCUACGAUUCCUACGACGGCUGUGGGCACGUUGGUGGGUGCGGGUGUGGGGGGUGUUCAUGGGCCGUGGGUUAAGCUUGGGGGUGGGAAGAAGGAUGGGAAGGAUAAGGAGAAGGAAGGUGGAGAGGGCGGCGAAGGGGAGGAUGUUGAUGGGCAGAUGCAAGACCAGAUGGGUGGGGAGGAGGACGGCAUACCGGAUCCUGAGGCGCUGAGACGUGCGGCAGAUGAGUUUGCGCAGCAGCGGAAGGCGAACCAGGAGAAUGGUGGUGGUUAUGCGGAGAAGAAGGAGAAGAAGGAGAAGAAGAAGCCUAGGAAACUGGAGGUACGGGGCAAACAAGGUGCAUGA
Messenger RNA from Alternaria conjuncta, 705 nucleotides. RefSeq lists its product as uncharacterized. The coding region runs from base 1 to 705 and encodes 234 amino acids. The record is from RefSeq and is a predicted model, not a curated record. The transcript has 2 exons. NCBI's taxonomy places the organism in Eukaryota, Fungi, Ascomycota, Dothideomycetes, Pleosporales, Pleosporaceae.